Molecule: messenger RNA, 665 nt
Organism: Homarus americanus (American lobster)
Lineage: Eukaryota; Metazoa; Arthropoda; Malacostraca; Decapoda; Nephropidae
Exons: 5
Coding region: 258-665 (135 amino acids)
Source: RefSeq, a predicted model, not a curated record
ACCCGGCGGUGUCAGGUCCACACUCCCUGACGAAGGAGGUGCUGGUGGCAAGGGAUGGUGUGUACACGGUGAAGGCGGAGGCGAGUAACCAACACAACGAGGUGACUGACCCUGUGUUCGCCUCCUGUACCUUAUUGCUCCAUCACCCUGUCCUUGAUUCGUGGUCCAUCCCUCCUAUUCUCGCCUUCCUCGUCCCCUCUACCGUACCUCGGGUAAUCUUCCAAUACGCUACACCUGUGGACUUCCCGACCAACGCGAUGGCUGAGGUGAUCUGGGGGGACGGGGUAGUGGAGUCGCUGCCCUUCAUCCACCCGAACGGCGACUUCCAGCCCGUCUUCAACCACACCUACGUCAACGCCGGCACAUACCAGUUCUCAGCCUUCGUUUUUAACCACGUGUCUGACCACAACUUUACUAGUGAGAUAGAGAUAAUCCAAGAAAUAAAAGAUUUUGAGAUCGAGUUAAAGUUCUACAUGAGACAAGAUUCGGACGAGACCAGAGACGGAUAUGGGGAACUUAGGAACAUGUUUCCCCUCGACAAGAACGUCACUUUCUUCCCUGUCAUGUCUAGCGUGCCACUUUCUUCCCUGUUAUGUCUGGUGGUCAGUGCCACUUUCUUCCCUGUUAUGUCUGGUGGUCAGUGUCAUCCAUGGUACGGUGGAUAA